Messenger RNA from Dreissena polymorpha, 2289 nucleotides. Its product is annotated as receptor-type tyrosine-protein phosphatase kappa-like. NCBI's taxonomy places the organism in Eukaryota, Metazoa, Mollusca, Bivalvia, Myida, Dreissenidae. Gene Ontology annotation, biological process: protein dephosphorylation. Gene Ontology annotation, molecular function: protein tyrosine phosphatase activity. The transcript is spliced from 22 exons. The coding region runs from base 1 to 2289 and encodes 762 amino acids. The record is from RefSeq and is a predicted model, not a curated record.
AUGGUUCUCUUUGCAAAUGUGAUGACGGAUUGCAUGGUCUUGGAUGUCAGAACAAGUGUGGUAAUUGUCAGAACAAGGUGCCCUGCAACAAGGUUUCCGGACUCUGCCCUGGUGAAUGUGAACCCGGAUAUAAUGGAACUAUGUGCAAAGACGCCUACGGACCUUAUUGUGAACAAACAUGUCAUUGUCUGGAUGUGCCUUGUGACACAUUUACUGGUAACUGUGGAACAGGAUGUAAGAGUGGCUGGAAAGCUGCUGCGUGCAAUCAAACCAAAUGUGAUUCCGUCUAAGCUCAUAGGACCAGCUGUUGGUGGUUCGGUUGGGGCUAUUGUUGUUAUCGCAAUCAUAAUUGUAUUUAUGAUCGCAAUUAGAAGGAGGCGUUCAACGCCAACUAAAAGACAUCAGUUCGACGACAUUCCUGUUGCAAUUCAGAAUAACACAGAUUUUAAAAUCGACAAAACACCGACAACGUCAAAGAAUAAACCUCUGAAAGGCCCAACUGGAGCUGUGUAUGCAAACACAGGGUCUCCAGAAGAAGACGGCCUUAACUACAACAGCGAACCGCUACAUAGAGAACUAAAGCGUACUGAAAUACGUCUCAUUGCUGUCGAUAAACUGCGAAAGUUCGUACGAGACAACUACCAGAACAAAACAAUCUUCCAGCAAGAAUUCGAUAAAAUACCAUAUGGUCUUCAACAUCCGACGAUUGUGGCAUCUUCAGCCACGGACAAAAAUAGAUACAAGGAGAUGUAUGCAUACGACCAUUCUCGAGUGAUUCUCAGAAGAAUCGCCGAUGAACCACAUUCCGACUACAUCAACGCCUGCCAUGUCAAUGGCUACACGGAAGAAAAAAAGUAUAUUGCGUCCCAAGGUCCGGUCAACCCAAUGGUAGGCGAUUUUUGGAGAAUGGUGUGGGAACAAGACGUCUGUAUUAUAGUUAUGACUACGAAACUCGUUGAAGAAGGAAAGAUGAAAUGUUUGAAAUACUGGGGCGAAAGCAAACCGAUAAUACACGGCACCUUUGCGGUUACACUUUCAGAAGAAAAAGACUAUUCAUGUUAUACAAUUCGAACGAUUACUUUGCAUGAAAAGGAUAAACCACACGUUUCUCGCAUCGUGACCCAGUUUCACUACACUACUUGGCCCGAUAAAAGCGUGCCAAACAGCAGCACAAGCCUCGUUCAAUUCUGGAGAAAGAUUAGGUGUCAAAAAAGAACAACCAAACAAGCAUGGCUAAUACAUUGCAGCGCUGGUGUUGGGCGCACCGGGACCUUCAUUGCAAUGGACUAUCUCUACGAUCAGGGAAAGGAGACCGGGAACAUUGAUAUCCCACAGUGUGUGACCAAUCUGCGCGCUCAUAGGGUCAACAUGGUGCAGACUGUCAGUCAGUACCGAUACCUGUACAAGCUGAUUCUUGAAAUGUUGGUACUGCCUUCCCAACCCGUGACUACCGAGCAGCUAAGUGGAGAGAAUAUGGGGCUCAAAGAACAGUAUUUAGAUUUAAGCACCGAGGAGUCACUGUUUCCAGACGAUAACACCUACUAUUCGGCAACGACCAAUGAGAAUCAGUCAAAAAAUAGAUCAAUGGACAUCCUGGCUGGUGAUAAUUAUCGCCCAUAUUUGUCAUCACACAUUCCGAACACGACCGAUUACAUCAAUGCUGUGAUAAUGCCAAGUUACAAGCUGCCGACAAGAUUCAUCAUCACACAAGCUCCUCUAGAACAAAGUUUUGUGGACUUCUGUAGACUUAUAUGUGAGAAGGAAAUUGAACUGAUUGUUUCCGUUGAUGAUUCCAUGUCUGAGGAAGAAAAAUGUCUUCCAGGCGAAAACGAAACAAAGUCGAUUUCUGGUAUAAGAUUGACUGGUGUAUCUUGUGAACCGAAAGACGGACCAGACUUUUAUACAGGAUCGUUUGACCUUAAUCUUAAACAAAGGACACACAGAUUUUCACAGAUAGUGUACACAGGUUGGUCGGAAAACAUGGAACUGCCCCAGAGUCCUCGAUCAUUUAUGGAUCUGUUGCGCCACGUACGAAAUGUUACAAGUGAAGCACCCAUCCUAGUCCAAUGCCUAAAUGGUGCCGACAAAAGCGGUCUGUUCGUGGUGAUAUGGACGCUUCUGGAACACUUGGAGAUUGAUGGUGAGGUCAGCAUACCACGUGUCGUCAGGCACCUGAGGCUGAGGCGAAAACAGAUUGUACCAACCUUCGACCAGUUCAAGUUUUGUGCAGACUGCAUUGCCAAAGAUGAUGCGAACACAUACGUAAAUUUUCAGAAAAAGUCGUCAUAG